Carica papaya (papaya) is the source of this 1901-nucleotide messenger RNA. RefSeq names its product putative polyamine transporter At3g13620. The record is from RefSeq and is a predicted model, not a curated record. Gene Ontology annotation, cellular component: membrane. NCBI's taxonomy places the organism in Eukaryota, Viridiplantae, Streptophyta, Magnoliopsida, Brassicales, Caricaceae. Gene Ontology annotation, molecular function: transmembrane transporter activity. Gene Ontology annotation, biological process: transmembrane transport.
AGGACAAAGAAAAAUAUAAUUUACAGAUUCUCUAGGAAUCCGAAGAAAAGAUUCUUGUAUUUGUAACUUUUUGAUCCUCACUCACUCCAAAAAAAAACUUUUCUUACUGUCUCUUUCUUUUCUGUUCUUGGAAAUUACGUUAUUAUCUUCACAGUUCAAUCCACCAUUCUUGACUGAUGACCCAUUCCUCGAAUCUCCAUCACUGUUUCUGUCCAAUCCGGCAUCUGGGUUGUGCUUGAAUUGCUCAAAGAAGAAGAAGGAGAAGCAAGCAGAGUUAGAAACCAGAGGUUUCCAUUCAGAGAUUUCAUUCAUCACCAUGAAAGCUCCACAAGAAUCAGCAAGUACGAUUCAAGAACUGCCUAUAACGACCACGACGGCCACCACACCACCAGCUGUUAUCACAAAAAAGAAACUGACUCUGAUCCCUCUGAUUUUCCUCAUAUAUUUUGAAGUUGCAGGUGGUCCAUUUGGUGAGGAGCCGGCUGUCCAGGCGGCGGGUCCGCUUCUAGCUCUCCUCGGCUUCCUCAUCUUCCCUUUCAUCUGGAGCGUCCCAGAAGCGCUGAUAACCGCCGAGCUCUCCACUGCUUUCCCUGGAAAUGGCGGUUUUGUGAUCUGGGCUGAACGUGCUUUUGGCCCUUUUGCUGGAUCCAUGAUGGGUUCAUGGAAAUUCCUCAGUGGAGUCGUCAAUAUUGCUUCUUUCCCAAUCCUCUGUAUUGACUAUUUGAAGAGGAUGAUUCCUGCGUUGGAAUCAGGCUGGCCUAGACAAAUUUCAGUAUUGAUAUCAACAUUGCUUCUCUCUUUUCUCAACUAUACAGGAUUAACCAUUGUUGGGUAUACUUCUGUUUUUCUAGGCCUCGUCUCUCUUGCACCAUUCAUUAUAAUGUCCUUCAUUGCUAUCCCUAAAAUCCGUCCCAACAGAUGGAUUGGGUUGCCCCAGAAAGGGGUAAAGAAAGAUUGGACACUGUAUUUCAAUACCCUUUUCUGGAAUCUGAAUUUCUGGGACAGUGUUAGUACUGUUGCUGGUGAAGUAGAUAAGCCUCAGAGAACCUUCCCUUUGGCUCUACUUACUGCUGUGAUUUUCACUUGUCUGGCUUACUUGAUUCCUCUCUUUGCUGUGAUUGGUGCUGUUUCUGUCGAUCAGACUGAAUGGGAGUCAGGUUUCCAUGCCAUUGCUGCAGAUAUGCUAGGUGGGAAAUGGCUGAAAAUUUGGGUUGAAGUUGGUGCUGUGUUGUCUGGAAUCGGGUUAUAUGAAGCUCAGUUAAGCAGCUGUGCCUAUCAGGUUGAGGGCAUGGCAACUUUAGGGCUUUUGCCAAAGGUUUUUGGUGUUAGAUCCAGAUGGUUCAAUACUCCUUGGUUAGGGAUAUUGAUUUCAACACUGAUUACCCUUGCUGUCUCACAUUUGGACUUUACAGACAUCAUUUCAUCUGCAAAUUUCUUGUAUAGUUUGGGUAUGUUGUUGGAAUUUGCUUCGUUUAUUUGGCUGAGAAGAAAGUUACCAGGACUGAAAAGACCUUUCAAAGUGCCAUUAAAUGUGCCGGGAUUGCUGGUUAUGUGUCUGAUUCCAUCUGUGUUUUUGACAGUCAUAAUGGUUUUUGGAACAAAAACUGUUUAUCUGAUGAGUGGAUUAAUGACUGUGGGUGCAAUUGGAUGGUAUUUCUUGAUGAAAUUCUGCAAGUCAAAGAAGAUUUUUAAGUUCAGCAAUGGUGAGAUUAAUGAAGAAUGGGGUUCAAAAGAUUGAUUUGGUUGAUUCCUGUGGAUGAAUUCAUUCAUAACCUAAAGUUAUUUGCAGGACAAUUAUGCUACAUCUGCCAUCAAAUUGUGUAUGACUAUGCAGAAAAUCAGUUGCUUGUAUCAGGUUUAACCAGGCUUAUCAGUUUAAACAAAAGGGAGAUUUCUCUUCA